Messenger RNA from Vanessa atalanta (red admiral), 3628 nucleotides. RefSeq names its product innexin shaking-B-like. Gene Ontology annotation, molecular function: gap junction channel activity. Lineage: Eukaryota; Metazoa; Arthropoda; Insecta; Lepidoptera; Nymphalidae. Gene Ontology annotation, cellular component: gap junction; plasma membrane. The record is from RefSeq and is a predicted model, not a curated record. The transcript has 5 exons. Bases 596 to 1717 code for a protein of 373 amino acids.
GGCGGCCAGUCGACGAGAACGUUUCGCCGCGCCGCUCGCGCCCUCCGCGCGACUCCCGCCAACAGACUUGUCAGAUCGCGAAACAAUUAUUUUUUAAAAUCGACUUUUUUUUUAAAACGCGAACGUAUCGAAGGAAACGUUGCCGGAGUCCGCGGAGUCCCCACGUGACACCUUUCGGCCAGUCGUCCAAAUUUACAAACAAUAAUUCGGGUCCGGUUAACUUAAAACUCUGAUGACAAUACACCGAACGCCGAGAUAGCUGCUCGUAACAUGGACACGAGCGGCAAAUGAUCGCGUCGAUAAACAAUAAAUUAUGAAACGUAGAAAAUAUGACACAAUGGUAUCAUUUCUAAAGUUCAUAAAAAUACCAAAAAAAGUACACCAGCACAAACGGAGUCUAUGAUAAAAUGACCAACGCUCGUACCACUGCCAUUAUAAAAAGUGCCUUACCAACAACGAACUGUAAGUGAAUUAAAAAAAAAGUUAAUUAUAAAAAUUCUGGUGCUUCGAAACAAUAAAUAGAGUAACGGAUCAAAAUAAUGUUAGUGACGGAGAGGGGACAAAAAGUAUGUGAGAUCCGUCUCAAGCGUUUAAGAUGUUAGACGUUUUUCGCGGUUUAAAAAAUCUUAUAAAGGUGAACUAUGUACACAUUGACUCGCCAGUGUUCAGGUUACACUACUCCAUCACCGUCAUCUUGCUGAUAGCGUUCAGCUUGAUCGUGACUACGAGGCAAUACGUGGGGAAUCCUAUAGACUGUAUCCACACCAAAGAUAUUCCGGAGGACGUGUUGAACACGUAUUGCUGGAUCCAUUCCACGUACACCUUGAAGAGUUUCUUCCACAAGAAGGUCGGCGUGGAGGUGCCGUACCCCGGCAUCGGGAACAGCCGAGAGAAAGGGAAGGAAGAUAUGAGUGACAGGAAGAUAUACAAGUAUUACCAAUGGGUCUGCUUCUGCCUAUUUUUCCAGGCGAUGCUGUUUUACGCUCCGCGCUGGCUGUGGAAAUCCUGGGAGGGGGGAAAGAUCCGGGCGCUGAUGAUGGAUCUUGACGUGGGAGUCUGCACCGAGAUAGAAAAGAAGACGAAGAAGAAACUCAUACUGGACUAUUUGUGGGAGAAUCUCCGCUACCACAACUGGUGGGCUUACCGCUACUACUUGUGCGAAGGGCUCGCUCUUAUAAACGUUAUAGGGCAAAUGUUUCUAAUGAACCGCUUCUUCGACGGCGAGUUCAUGACCUUCGGUCUGGAUGUGAUCGCCUACAUGGAGUCCGACCAAGAGGACCGGAUAGAUCCUAUGAUCUAUAUAUUUCCAAGGAUGGUCAAAUGCACAUUAUUCAACAAGUUUGGGUCCUCCGGCGAGGUUGAGCGACACGAUGCGCUGUGCAUCUUACCGCUGAAUGUCGUCAACGAGAAGAUUUAUAUAUUCCUCUGGUUUUGGUUCGUCAUACUCGGCACCCUCACCUUCAUCACUCUCGUCUAUCGAAUCGUCAUUAUCUUCUCUCCGCGCAUGCGCGUCUACAUGAUGAGAAUGCGCUUCAGGCUGGUGCGGAGAGACAACGUCGACACCAUCGUUCGGAGGAGUAAAAUGGGUGAUUGGUACUUGCUCUACAUUCUCGGAGAGAACCUUGACUCCGUGAUAUUCAGAGAUAUAAUGCACGAGUUCGCUAAUAAGCUGAAUCACAACUACCAGCACCACAUUCACGGCGUUCCGGACGCGUGACCUCCGAUCCCAGGGUGGGUUUUCCACACGUGACUGACGUCGUUGCAGCGCGACAUGGACCCGCCCGUCUAAAGUGCGCUGGAACUCAUCAAGUGUCUACACACUACAAAGAGAACAAUCUCUUUGUUCGUAUGUAAGCAAAAUUAAAACGGGCUAAGUCAGCUGCCUUGCGGCACCCCUCGCCCAGGCCGGACUGUUAUUACGCGGAGUGUACGAUAAUAUAUCAAAGACUUGUUUAAAAGAUACUCGUAAUCGUACAGUGCAAUUCUAAAUAUGCAAUAAAAUAAUAAAUUGUACUUAAUAUUUAAGAAUGUGAUCUCAGGAUGAAUCCUAUCGAAAGCCUUAUCGAAGUCGACAGUGACGGCUAUCCCGUUAGAAUAACUAGUGUUCAACUUUUAGAAGUAUUUUUACUUGUAGUUUCGCUGCUCGUAGUAACUGUUUGUCAAGACCGCUUCGUUUUUUUCUACUUUAGCUAAUAUUCGAGAAUAAGCACACAGAUGGCACAUCGUUUAUCUUUUACACGAUUUCUCACUUGCAAGGAUUUGACAGACCAAGAAGGAAUUAAAGCAAUAAUAAUGAAACUAAUAAGUAUUAUAGCGUUAGUUAUCGUAAUUGGAAAAUGCAUUAUAUAUAACGCAUUACAUAGAUACAUAUAUAUGUUCUCUCUUUCAGAGCUCUUGAGUCGGGCGUCCACUUUGGUCAUUUACAACUGACGUACUUACCUUUUGCGCGCCAAAAGACAUUUUACGUUCAAUUUUAAUACAGUUAAAGGAAAUGAUUCUUAUAUUUAUAGAAUAUAAGCAGCAUCCAUAAAAUUAACACAAUAUACUGCUAAAUAAGUUCCUUUUGUCGAAACGAAACUAUAAAAAUAGACAAUCACUCAUACGUGUUCAAAGUAGUAAGUACGUUUACGAAAGUGACUGACAUUAUGGAAAUUGUAAAAUAAUUGAAAAAAAUAAUCGAACGUAAGUUCGUGAAUCCUGAAUUGCAUUUGGAUUAUUUUGAAAUGUAUAUUAAUGAUUCCAAAAAUGGUUUAGAGUUUAGUACCGAGUUAGACGAUGGUAUAGUUGUGACUAAUGCGUUAAUCGUGUUAGAAAAUGUAAAGUUGUUAAAAAGCUGUUGUGUUUAUUAGUAGAGAAUAUUGUUAAUAUGACGGUUGUUUGUCUAUAACGAUUUAAAGGAUAAUGUGGCACCAUCUUUACGAUUGUUUUGUAUUAAUCGCAAUGUUAGACGUUGACUAGAAUCCUAUAAUUAUAAUACCCAAAAUGUUCGCUUUUAAAUUCUUCUAAGAUAAUUAUAUUUUGGGUAUCUUAAUUACGACCCUAGUACUGUUUAACAUCACAACAAAUUGUUUAUAGCUCUAAGCGUUCACUUUAUAAAUAUUUAUAUCUAGUAAGAUAAAAGGUUUUAUAAUUUAUUAUUGGUUUAAAGUGGACAUAUAGCUAUGUUACUGGCCCAGCAAACGACGAUCAGUAAUCAUAACAAAAAUAUUAAUUGAUGCCGUUUUAGAAAAUGUAUAAAUUUCGAUUUGUUACAUUACUGUAAUUUGAGUUUUUGAGAAAACAUUUCGUGUUUAUGUUUGUAAGUGCUUUCUAGAAAGUUCUCAUUCAAUUCUAAGAUAAAUUGAAUCUAGUUUGCGGGGCUUAGUAACACAAACAUGCAUAUUUAUCUAGUCAUUAAUAUAAUGGAAUAAAUGUAAACAAUCGGGGUCGACCGCGUAAUAAACAAAGACCAUUGCGUUUCGUCACGAAGCGGGUGCACCUCAGGUUGUUUUCAUUCGUUGCUCUUUAAACCAAAGUGUAUGCAGAUUUACGAUAAAUGAGAGUCGGAUCAGUAUUGUAAUACGUAGAAAAAAUAUGCCAAAUAUUGUGCCAAAGUUAUAAUAGAGGCGACAUUGUAAAGAGAAGACGG